Molecule: messenger RNA, 892 nt
Organism: Pistacia vera
Lineage: Eukaryota; Viridiplantae; Streptophyta; Magnoliopsida; Sapindales; Anacardiaceae
Exons: 2
Coding region: 171-683 (170 amino acids)
Source: RefSeq, a predicted model, not a curated record
CCAACGCAAACCCAACUAACAAUUGAACAAGAACACCAACUCAACAACUCAACGACCCCAGUCAACUCCCAACUUCUCCUGAAACUCAUCAAAACAAAAUUAUCUUCCCAUUCUACCGUUCCCCACCUCUCUUAAUUACCUUUCUCUUCUCUCCUUCGUCUCCAUCAUCAAUGGCUUCCACUUCUCUCCUCUCAAUCUCCCUCUCCCUCCUCUUUCUCAUCUUCCUAUCAAAACCCCACUUCACUCUCUCCCUCACCAAUCUCCACCGUCCAUCUCUGCCUCUCAACUCAAUCACAGACGUCCAUGAUCUCCUCCCUUUGUACGGUCUUCCAAAGGGCAUUCUUCCAGGCAACGUCAAGUCCUUCACGCUUGCCAACGACACAGGCGCCUUCUCCGUCGAGCUAACGAGCACGUGCUACGUGCAGUUCGAUCAGCUUGUGUACUACGACAAGAAAAUCAAAGGGAAGUUGAGUUAUGGCGCUGUGAGUGAAGUGUCCGGGAUUCAAGCUAAAAAAUUGUUCCUUUGGCUUCCGGUCACUGGGAUGGAGAAGGUUAAAGGGUCUGAUAUGGUGAGAUUCUAUGUUGGUGCUUUGUCUGAGGACUUGCCUUCUCAGCAGUUUCAAGAUAUUCCUGUUUGUAAGAGCAAGGCUUGUUCUUUAAGGACUAAUUUAGCUUCCAUUUGAGGCGGAAGCUCCCCAUAUUCAUAUGUAUCAAAGGAUUACACCAGAACCAUGUCAAUGUACAACAAUCUCUUGGUAUCAUCUUAUUGAUGCUGUAAUAGAUCUUGGAAUAAAUAGAACAUCUUGAAAAUGUAUUGUAUAGAAUAUAUAUAACGUUCUGUGUUUUAAUUGUACUUAUAUAUCACAAUAUUUUAUGUUUGCAGUCUCUAUUA